This is a messenger RNA of Drosophila arizonae, 735 nucleotides long. RefSeq lists its product as uncharacterized. NCBI's taxonomy places the organism in Eukaryota, Metazoa, Arthropoda, Insecta, Diptera, Drosophilidae. The record is from RefSeq and is a predicted model, not a curated record.
CCGGCACAGUUAAUUUUAAUUGCGACAUUUGACAACACUGUUCUUUACAUAACUGAAGAGAGCAGCAACUUUUUACUGCAUUUGUACAUCAAAAAAUUACAAACAAUGGCUAGCACACAAAAUAAAGACGUCUGCACUAUUUGCGAGAAGGUCGGUCUAAAGCCCUUCACCAAAGAAAACGUUUUCAACUAUUACAUACCAUUGCACGGAGUCGUGAGCUAUGGAGCGCUCAGCGUCAACGUGAUGAAUCCGCAGAUUGUGCCUAAAUUAUUGCCCAAAAAGGAUUUAACAAAUGUUUUCCUAAUUUCCGCAAUCGUCGGCAGCGCCUUCUACAUAUACGGUCGGCCACACUUAAAGGAUAUUAAGAACAACAAACGUGCAGCAUACGCCCUGCUAGGCGCCACACUCUUCAGCAUGGGUUCGGUGCUCGCCUGGGCGUUGAUCAAGUCUGCCUUGCCCAAGGAGAAUGCACUUCUGGCAACGAUCGCUGGCAUCGGCUCUGGUGCUGCCAUCGUUAAAAUUGGCACCGAUUACAUUCGCGAUCUGGACAAGCUAAAGAAGAACUAGAGGGCAAUGGCAAUGGCAAUGGAUAUAUAAUAUUUAAUAUACAUAUAUCCAUAUGUAUAUGGUAAAGGCGAUUUAUGUUGUCUACUAGUUUUUUGUAAAGUGUUUGCCCGAUCUUUAAACGCUCUUAAUUUAUAAUUUACAAAAAUAGUUACGGUCGCAACAUCAAUA